This is a messenger RNA of Empidonax traillii (willow flycatcher), 4425 nucleotides long. RefSeq names its product PILR alpha associated neural protein (gene PIANP). NCBI's taxonomy places the organism in Eukaryota, Metazoa, Chordata, Aves, Passeriformes, Tyrannidae. Bases 569 to 1462 code for a protein of 297 amino acids. The transcript is spliced from 6 exons. Gene Ontology annotation, biological process: regulation of immune response. Gene Ontology annotation, cellular component: membrane. The record is from RefSeq and is a predicted model, not a curated record.
UGCGGGAGCGCAGCGCGGGCGGGCAGGGAGCGGGAGGAGCCUUCGCGCCCGGCCGCCGGGGCAGGGGGCUCAGGGGCCGGGGGGACGCGCUGCCCCCGCCCGGCCGCUGCCCCCGCCCGGCCACCCCGGCGCCCCCCGCGGGCUGCAGCGGGGCCACGGUGCCGGGCGCGCCCGUGCCAGCAGCCAUGGGGUUAACGGGAGGCAGCGAGCGAGAGAGACAGAGACAGAGAGAGAGAAAGAGGGGCUGGACCAGUCCUCGGCAGCUGUUUAUUUCAAGGCAUCUCUCGCUCCCUCUCCCUCAGCCAAGGCUCAGCCUCAGCAAACCUUCCUCCUCCUCCUCCUCCUCCUCCUCCUCCUCCUGCUCUCCUUCCUUCGUCCUGGCCAUGAGAGGCACGGGCAGCAGCAGCUGUGCUCCCCCAGCCCCCUGCUCUGCCGCCCCGGCUGCGCCCCACUCGUCUCCUCGCAAGUGAAGAAGAUGAGACAACAUCCUCACUGAGCAAAGACGCUGCUGCAUCUGAGAUGGAGCCCAGUGCUUGGUAGGUUCACAGCUUCCCACACUGGCAGCAGGAUGCCUCCACUCCUCUCCUGCAUCCACUCCCUGCAGCUGUGGCAUCUCCUCCUCAUCAUCUCGGCCAUCCCUCCUCCUGGCAUCUGGUCUCUUCGCUCUCGCGUCCCAAUGGCCGCUCGGCCUCUUUGCACCCGUCGGAGCCCCUCAGCCCCACGGCCCAUUUGCAUCUGGGAAAGGACCUCGCUGCCAGAGCGGGAUUCUCGCUCGGCCCAGCUGCGCCAGCGUGCCCUGCCUGCCCGGGGAGCAGAGCUGCGGCACGUCGUGCGGCUGAGGCGCCAGGCGGCGGGGGCCCGUCCUGCCACCCCCUCCGGAUUUGAGGACGGCAUGCCCUCUUCCCAGUACCCCUGGGCGAUCGUGUGGGGUCCCACGGUGUCAGACGAGGAUGGAGGGGACACAAACUCAGCCAACCCAGGCUUCCCACCGCUGGGAUACACAUUUGUCUCACCGCACGGGAUGGCAACGGCACAGCCCAACUCCCACUCGCUCCUGCAUAACGCGGGGCUCAACCUGCGGGAGACCCCGGCCACCCUGCGGCCCUUCCUGUUUGGGCCCCGGGGGGAAGGCGUGGAUCCCCAGCUGUACGUCACCAUCACCAUCUCCAUCAUCAUUGUCCUGGUUGCCACCGGGAUCAUAUUCAAGUUCUGCUGGGACCGCAAUCAGAAACGCCGGCGUCACUCGGGGCAGCAGAGCAGUGGGAGGCAGCAGGAGAGCCAGCAGCCUCUCACAGACCUCUCCCCCACCACCGUCAGCAUCCUGGGGCCCUACGGCGACUCCCUGGCCCCCACACCUGAGGCAGAGGAGUCCAGGCAGGGCCAGGAGGGUGUGGAGAAACUGGGUGGCCAUGGGAAGAACGCAGCCUUCCAACUCAACCGAAUCCCAUUGGUGAACCUGUGACGCUCCUGGGAGAGGCUGAGCUGGCUCCCCCCAACCCUCCUGCCACAGCUGGCGAGUGCAGAUUCCCGCUGCCUCUGCUACCCCAGGAAACAACAAUCUCCUUGUGCCACGGCCCACCACCACCAUUAUUAACUAACCCCACUGGGACGUGCCUGGGCGAAUGGACGAGCUGGGCCUCCUUAGCCUCCUGCUGGGGGAAGGUUAGGGAUCCUCCCGCCCACAGAGGACAGGGGGAUGGGAGAGCAGGAUGUUGGGAGGGAAGACAGCUGGUGGCGGUGUGAAAUCUUGACCUCCCCAGCCCCUCUCCUUGCAUAUGUGCGCUGACACACUUGGAUCUCCAUGACUCUCUCACCAGUGCAUGCCUGACAUCUGGGGUAGGCAAGGUGGAAAGGCGUACCCCUGUCCCCGUGGGCCCUAACCCCUCCGUGUGUCUCCUCCCAUGUCGUGUGCUUUGCAGUGAACGUCUGGAGUUCAGUGGCUGCAGGAUUGCCCGCUGGGGCUUGGUCUCCCCUGAGCCAAGGUGACUCAGGUGGCAGCAGGUUCUUCUGUUCCUGAGGCCUUGGUUUUCCUGAGAUCCCAAGGGUGGGUGAAGCUUGGGCAGAAGAGGCUCAUGCAGUACCUGGGCCCCCUCAACAACCCAUUUUUUUGAAGGAAACAUUACCUCUCCCCUAGAUGGAAGAUAUUCACAUCUUUCCAGUUUCUUUCUGCCUAACAUUCCUCUGUUUUUUUCUCUUCAACUUCCAUCUUUCUUCAUCUCUCAGUUCACAGUUUUCUUUCCCUCAGUUCCCACCACCCUUCCACUUCUCUUGCCAGUUAAAGUUGGAAAAGAAUCCUUUAGCUUUCCAAAUAUUUUGAUCUGUUGAAAGCCUCCUUGCUGUCCCCCUCCGCUCCCUCAGUCUUCUUCAACAAGGUUUUUCUGAAGAACACUGGUCUAUGGUGAUGUUCUUCAGAAAAUCCAAGGCAAAGCCCUCUGCUCACAGUGUUACUUAGCAAGCAUCCCGGACACUGCAGCCAAGGCAUGGCAUGCAGACAUGGCUGGGAAUGAGGAACUUGAGUUUUGCUGGGCUGAGGUAGGGAAUUGCUUUCAGACCCUCACAGCACAGGCAACAAGCAGCCAACAAGACUCUCUGUGCCUGGUAUGACAAAGAGCAAUUUCGAGCUGACUUUGGGAACACUGGAAGGGUUGCCACGUACUGCUGGUAGAUCUCUCCUGGAGUGCGAGGUGACUGGAAACCCAUGAGACAAUAUUCACCAAGGGUGUUAAAGAGGGGAUAUCUGGGGUCCUAAGCUUCCUAAGUGUAUUGCCCCAGCUAAUUGGGAACUGAAAGCAACGGCAGAGGUAUCUGUCCAUACUGGUUGUCUCUGCAUGUCCUUCAGGGCUGUGGUGGUCCAUGGGACAGGCAGCCACACUGUCACUGUGAGCAAGAUCCAUGCAUCUCCACCUCUUUCUGUGUGUGGACCCAGGGUGUCACUUUGAGGGAGAUGGCAAAUUUCAGCUUAAUGACAAUAGUUGCUCUCCCUUGCUUUUCUCUUUUGUGGACACCUUCAAAUUAAUUAAAACACCACACUAAUAGCCACUGAGCUGAAACAUUUAGGUAAGGUUGCCCCUAUAGUGUUCAAACACCUUCAGCUGCAGGACUAAUGUGGCCAGAGACAGGAAACUCAUACACAAUUUGAAGACUCUAUUGCACGAUACAAAAUUUCUGGCAAAAGUCAUGUUGGAAAGGAAAUGGCCCUUUCACACUUUAUCUCUGCAGUAAAAGCCUAUUCUUUAUAGGAAAAAGCACAGGGAAUUUCAUAAGAGGCUUGUUUCUGCCCAUUUACCCAGACGAACUGUGAGGUGAUCUCAGGUCCCAUCUGACUCACUGUGAAGGACAUUUAAAUGAGAGUGUAAAUUACAAUAAGCUUUGCAAAAAACAGCAGAGAUUUGGAGAAAAUGACAGGUCAAAUAAAAUUACUGGCUUAUUAAAAGCAGAGAAUGGCUGAAAGGUGUAGGUGGAAAAGGACUCUGGAGAUCUCUAGUCUAAGCACAAGGUUGAGUCUGUGCUUAUAACAGGGGAUAUUAGUGCUUUACCAUAGAUCGAUCUGUUACUGAGCCUGUUCUUAUUCAGGCUUCAUUCAAGGCUUUGGUGGACACUCAAGCUGUGAAUGGACAGAGAUGGGCCAGGUGGCUGUUCCUGCUCUCUGCCCCAUUCGCUGCUGCCCCUGCCAGCUGAGGGCGGCUGGGGGCUGUUCCCCCUCUUGCUGGCACAUCCGUGCUGGGAGGGGAAGGACAUGUGCGCACAGCCUGCAGGAGGCUGCACUCCUGAUUGCUGGCAGUUUACAAUAGAAUGCCUUGAACUAGUUUAAGUAAUCUUCCAGACCAGAUUAAUUAGAUUUUUCUUUGAUCGACAGUGUUUCUUGAAACAAGGCCAGAGUUUGGACUCUUCACUUCAAGGGCUGUCCUUGAACUUUGUUUUUCCACAUGAUGCAUGGAGAGAAGGUCUGUAAGAAAGUGGGAGGGGAUCACAGGAGGCACAAUGAAAACAUUUUCCAACAUUUGUUGAGUGGAAGCCCUGCGCUCUCCUGGCCAGGCUUUUGCAAAUUCUGCAAACAAGUUAGAUUUCAGUGGUUUGGGGUUUUUUCCUCCCCCUUUUACAUGUCUCUGGUUUUGGAAAAAGUAUCUCCAGGGAGUGAAAACUUUCAUGGAUACUGUGGUAAGGGGGAAGCUGGUGAAUGCAGUAGAGAAAACUCUUACAACAACAGAAGCUUGGGUAUGUUGAACAUCUUUUCUAAGACCAAUUUUCCUAGCCAAAUAUGUUUUUAUGACAGUCAUUCACUCUCUCACACAAAACAGGUUAGGUAUGGGGAAACAACUUCACAGUCCUGCCCAAACAUUCAUUGCUGUUUUGUCCCUGGAACAAAACAUUAAAAACACAAGUAAACACACAGGCUUCUUCCAGUCAUUAAAUAAUCUCACUGAA